Myripristis murdjan (pinecone soldierfish) is the source of this 2097-nucleotide messenger RNA. RefSeq names its product lectin, mannose-binding, 1 (gene lman1). The coding region runs from base 83 to 1630 and encodes 515 amino acids. Gene Ontology annotation, molecular function: D-mannose binding. Gene Ontology annotation, cellular component: endoplasmic reticulum membrane; Golgi membrane; endoplasmic reticulum-Golgi intermediate compartment. Gene Ontology annotation, biological process: endoplasmic reticulum to Golgi vesicle-mediated transport. Lineage: Eukaryota; Metazoa; Chordata; Actinopteri; Holocentriformes; Holocentridae. The record is from RefSeq and is a predicted model, not a curated record. The transcript is spliced from 13 exons.
CAAUGAGAAAACGCCCUGUUGGCCCUACAGGCAUCCCGUCAUGCUCAAGGACUCAGCGCUACGUCAGCAGUGAUACCGAAACAUGGCGGUGUCCAUAGCGAAGCGCCCGGCUGCAAACGCUUGUAUAGUGCUAUUAACUUUUUCAGUAACGUUAUUAUUUGGCCGCUGUGACGCCGACGCUGCCACGGGCGCCUCGGCGUCAGAAGAAGCGCCUCACCGCCGGUUCGAGUACAAAUACAGCUUCAAAGGACCGCACCUGUCUCAGCCCGACGGCAGCAUUCCCUUCUGGGUGCACACUGGAAAUGCCAUUCCUAGUGCGGACCAGGUGCGCAUUACACCAUCCCUCAGGAGUCAGAGGGGCUCGGUGUGGACCAAAAACACAGUCGGUUUUGAACACUGGGAGGCUGAGGUGACGUUCAGAGUGUCUGGAAGAGGAAGAAUGGGAGCGGAUGGUCUGGCUGUGUGGUUCACGGCUUCACAAGGUCUCGAUGGUCCAGUCUACGGUGCUGCUGACAAGUGGAAUGGAGUUGGAGUUUUCUUCGAUUCUUUUGACAACGAUGGGAAGAAAAAUAACCCAGCUAUAAUUGUUGUGGGAAACAAUGGCAACCUUGUUUAUGACCACCAAAACGAUGGCACAACGCAAGCCCUUGGAACAUGUUUGAGAGACUUCCGCAACAAACCAUACCCUGUCAGAGCCAAAAUAACCUACUACAAGAAGACUUUGACGGUCAUGAUCAAUAACGGGUUCACUCCAGACAAAGACGAUUAUGAGUUCUGCACAAAAGUAGACAACAUGAUCAUUCCCAAAGAGGGCUUCUUUGGCAUUUCAGCUGCUACUGGUGGUUUAGCAGAUGACCAUGAUGUUUUGUCAUUCUUGCUAUUCAGACUAACAGAGCCAGGCCAGCAACCGCCCCCACCUGAAGCCGAGAUUCCCAGAGAAGAGAAGGACAAGUACCAGGAGGAAUUUGAGAACUUCCAGCAAGAGCUCGACAAAAAGAAAGAGGAGUUCCAGAAAGAGCACCCAGACGUCCAAGGAGAACCAAUUGAGGACCUGUUUGAGAGCGUGAAUGACCGGGAGAUCCGCCAGGUGUUUGAGGGCCAGAAUCGAAUCCAUCUGGAGAUCAAACAGCUCCACCGGCAGCUCGCCAUGAUUCUGGACGAACAACGCCGAUAUGUCUCUGUUAUCACAGACGAGGUUGCUAAGAAAGGGACCCAUGCUGAGUCAGGACAGGAUACUGGCAGCUCACAGUUGAGCGCAGUCAUCGCCCACCAGCAGGAGGUCCUCAGAAACCUGAAUGACUUGAAGAACUCCUUCCACGAUUCCCUGAAACAGAUCGGCUCAGCCCAGCACCAGGGCAGCGCAGUGGGUAUGGGGACGUAUGAGACAGUCCAGCAUUUCAACGACAUCAAGGAGCACCUGCACCUGGUCAAAAGGGACGUGGAGCACCUGGUCCAGCGUUCGGCCCAGAACCCUGCUGAGAAAGUGAUGAAGUGCCCUGAGCUGCCGCCGAUGCCUUCCUGUUUGUCUACGGUCCAUUUCGCAGUCUUCGUGGUCGUCCAGUCAGUCCUGUUCUUCUGCUACAUCAUGUACAAAAGUCAACAAGAAGCAGCAGCAAAGAAGUUCUUUUGAUGAAACGCUUUUAGAAAAAUUAAAGUGUGUAAAUGAGGGAAUGUCCAUUUUGGUAAUUGUUUUUGUUCGUUUUGUUUGAUUAUUUUGUUUUCAAAUUGUAAAUUAUUGUACUUGAAGAAUUAGAUUUGUGUAAGACGAUUUUUAAUUAAUUUCAGAGUUUUUAAAUUUGAUCUGUUAUACAGGGUGUGUGUGAGUGCUCGUCCAAAGUGUGAGGCAUAUUGUUCUCAAUUUUCCGACAUGAUGUAAAAUGUUCCAUACAGUAUUUUUUUUUUUUUUUUUUUUUUUUUUUUGUCAGACUUUUUUGAUUUUGUGUUUUCAACAGGUGAAUUAUAGCACAGUCCCAUUCCAUAAGACACACCACUAGAGUUUGAAAGAAAAAAAAAAAAAAAACAGCAAACAGCAACAACUGUGGUUUGAAAUGUGCAAUUUUGUACCGAUGCUGAGGUGUGACGACGACGACUCAGAGA